Molecule: messenger RNA, 3115 nt
Organism: Pogonomyrmex barbatus (red harvester ant)
Lineage: Eukaryota; Metazoa; Arthropoda; Insecta; Hymenoptera; Formicidae
Cellular component (GO): membrane
Source: RefSeq, a predicted model, not a curated record
GCAGAGAGGCUGCAAGAUAGACCAAAUAGAUAAGUAGAGUCGCGCGUGUCCGCCUGAAACGUCCGAUGCCGCUGGGCGUGCGGGACAAGAAGCAUUGGGCGUCGUGAUUGCGGCGUCGCGACGACGACGACGACGGCGACGGCGACGACGCUCGGUCGCGCGCACGAGCUCUCAACUUUACGUGAUCCGUGGCAGUGAGAAGCAGCGCGUCGCGUCGCGUCGCGUCGCGCCGCUCCACGAAGCGUCGUGCGAGCGACAUGCGCUACGGCUGGCGGUGGCCUUGUCAAGUGUCGACUGUGAUCAGGAGGACGGAGACCAGGCCGAGAUCGAGGACGAGGACGAGGACAGCGACGAGGGCAACGGUGACCACGAGGACAGCGACGAGGACAACAGGGUCAGGGGUAACGCCGGUGACGAGGAAGCCGCGAGCGGAGUUGUCGACGAUGUCAAGGUGCUGCUGGUGAAUUCGCGAGCACGGGACGCAUGACGAAGAAACGCGGCCGACUGGCAUGAACGACGACGUCCUGGACGACGUUGCCGAGGAGGAUCCCCGCGGCGAUGCCCGUGAAGGAAGCGCCACGGGCACCACGACGACGAAGACGACGACGACCGCGUCCCUCGUGCGCACCCCGACCGCCGUACGGUCGGCCCGACUGACAACACCCGGCCGCAGCGAUUCCGCGGCGGUCCCGGCGAACGAGAUCGCGCCACCGCAACUAUCCGCGUGCACGUAGGCUGCGCCGAUCGGAAAUCUGCGUCGCAGAAGAUCGCGCGAGCAUCGAGACGACCCUCAGUGACGCGAGACACGCGACGCCCGUGGCAUUUCUCAUCCAGCUUUGAUUCCCUCGAACGUUUUGCGUUUAUGCGGAUUUCGUCGCCGACGGAAAUAUAAGUCGGAUCUGACGUACCAUACUAACAUACUGACAUACCAUCGAGGGAUCCAGUUUCCAUAGAAAGAAAGGACUCUAUUUUCCUCCCUCCGAAGAUCUCUGAAGAAAAAGUCUCGCCCUUCAAAGGACGAAGAUUACCAAGAUCUCAUAAGAGAAAGGACGCUUCUUAACGUGGUGCCUUUCGUUCUAGGAGGAGUCUUGGCAGAGGAGAAUCGUCCGUUCACCGGCGUUCCGGUUGCCAGAACACCGAAGACCGCCAUCGCGGUGCUCAACGGUGCGCUUGACACGAGGGGGACAACCAUGAAUGUUACCACGAACGACCUUCCGGUGCGGCGAUGCAGCACGACGUGCCUCGCGUGACUCGCGCCGGUCACGAGUAGAGAGGAUCGGCCUUCUCCUCCUCCUUCGUCACUACCUCCCCCGCGUAAGUACCGCGGCGGCGGCGGCGGCGGCCACCAUCAACGGUGCAACGCGCGCUGGCCCGUCUUUCCUGUUCAACCCCCCGCGUCCGCGGGGCACAAUCCUUACGACGAGGACACGCACACCAGGGUGGCACGAUAGUAUGACGGUGAUGCUGCUGCAACGUUCAGUCACCCCGCAGUCGACGCACAGCCAAAAGACAGCGACGAAGGACUGCAGCGCGAAGCCGCCCUUUCUCUUUCUGCUGGACGACCGUGAGGAGCAUCGGCACUCGACCGAUACCAACACCACGACCACUACAAACAACAAUAACAACAACAAUAAUAACAACAACAACAACAAUAAUAAUAACGUCAACAACAAUAACAACGACGUCUUCAAGAGAGGCGCCCGGAGGAGCAACAGCCGCGAUCACGUCGCCGACGAGGCGCCGUCGUCGGUGACGUCCCAACGACUCGCCGGCGGUGGUCAGGACGUCGCGAUGCGAUAUUACCGCCUCUGGAUCUACGCCUGUAACCUGGUGCUGUUCGGUAGCGCGAUCGGCUUCGCCGCCGCGGUGUCGCAGACCCUCCUGUUCACCGGCGACCCACGUCGGCACGUGGUGCCGGGUGUACCUCGCGUCUACGACCCCACCGCGCUCUACGGCUAUCUGGCACUGACGGCGCAGCUAGGCGUAGUGCAGCUGCUCGGUUGCAUCGCCGCCAGGCGACUCAGCGCACGGCUACUCCACGUCUACUGGAUAUUGCUGCUGAUCCUGCUGUUCGGAGACGCCGUGGUCGGCGUCGCCUGGAUCUUCCGCUUCGAGAAGAUGCGCGCCGAUCUCAGGCCCACGCUCAGACUACGUUUACAGGUGGAUUACGGUAGAGAGCCACGAUUCAGCGAGCAGUGGGACCGACUUCAGCGGGAGUUCAUGUGCUGCGGGGUGACGGGGCCCAGGGACUUUCCCGGAUCCCGCUGGCCGCAGACCUGCUGCGAGUCCAGCGUGAACGCGAGCGAAACGUGUACGUAUCCGUACGUGCGCGGCUGCGAGGAGACGCUCGUACGUUGGCUCAGGAAGACGGCGGACUUGCUGUUCGUCCUGGGCUUCUGCGUCAUCGCCUUCGCCAAGCUCUGCUUCCUCGGCAUUCUACGCUAUGAGAUACGGGAAAUGAUACAGAAAAUACGACUGCUGAGGGAACCGCCGCCGCCGGCCACGCCGUUCGCGCAACCGCCCUUCACCCAGAUGAUGCCGGAAACGGCCAACAACGGCAGUAUCGUGAGACGCACAACAUUGCCUAACGCGGUCGCGCCUUCAGGCAACGCCUCGCUAUUGCUGCAGUCGGACGAAUGCAACACCGGCCGGCAUCCGCUGCUGGCGAACAACCUGCAGGACGGCGGUGCCGACAGUGACACGAACAGCCAUUGCGCGCUGAUACUCGAGGAGACGACGCCUACCUCGGCGAACAAUCACAACAACUACACGGCCAGCGGCGGUCGUGAGAAGAGCAACGGUAACAACAACUACGAGAUGCGUGAGUUUAACCGCAGGCUGCUGCUGUCGAACGGCACCAGCCCGGGCACGGGAGUGACCGUAACGGGCGGUCAGAGUAGGCGCACCUGACUAUGGAGAUGGUGGCGAAACACCUCGAAUCGUUUCCUGUACAGGAGCAAUCGGCGGCGCGCCGACAUACCGCUAUACAAGUAAAGAAAAACCUCCCCGCAACCUUUCUAUCAGGCAUUUUAGUUUCUUUUCUAAAAGAAUAACUCAUGAACAUCCAGCGAGCUACUGGCUGGCGCGAGUCCAACGGACGGUGCGAUAUACGUGA